AUGGACGCUCUUAGGGAAAAAUUCGACUGCCACCGCCAGAUCUGCAUGCGUCACUGGGACCUGAUUCUCGACUAUCCCAGAAUAACUAAAGAAACACCCGAAGCCAUAGACGAUCUUAUCGAGACAGUCAAAGUACAUCUUCAAGCGUUAGAAAGACUCGGGGACCCAGUCACGUCAAACGCCUUUCUCAUAAAGCUUGUCACGUCGAAGUUACCCUCAGCCGUCGUUCGCGAAUGGCAACAUACCCUACCGGACAAGAAAUUGCCGCCAUAUACGCAUUUAGUGGAUUUUUUGAAAACACGGACGAAUAGCGACAGAGCAUGCUCAUCAUUAACCGUCAAAAGGGGGGCGUCCGAGCAACACGACCGUCGGCGACAGGACGCGCCGCGAAGUUAUACAUUCGUAACUACACACAAUACGUUGUUGUGUCCGAACUGCCACGGACAACACAAAUUAUGGAAUUGCCAUGUCUUCAAAACGAAGACGCCCAAAGAACGCCUGGAAAUCGCCAAAAGGGCGUCGCUCUGUACCAAUUGUUUAGGCAAGGGACACGCUCUCACUCAAUGCUCCGCGGGAUCAUGUCGCAUCUGUAGACAGCGACAUCACACGUACCUGCAUCAAGACCAGGGGCAUAAGGAUCGGAAAUUCCAACAAAUCUUGUGGCGCAACUCGGACGGAGAAGUGGACAUCUAUCAACUUAACACAGUGACAUUCGGGCUGUCAGCGGCCCCCUACCUAGCCAUUCGGUGCCUCAAACAACUGGCAGACGACGAGGGACAUCGGUACCCACGAGCAGCGAUGGUCUUACAGCGAGACUUCUACGUCGACGAUGUUCUCACAGGAGCCGAUACAAGGAACGAGGUACAAUUACUGAGAACGGAGCUCAUACAAUUGCUUAAACUAGCCGGCUUGAACAUCCGAAAAUGGGCAGCGAACGACCGGGAACUGCUACGAGGACUUUCCGAGCAGGACAUAAACGAUAAGCUGCUACUAGGCGAAUCGCAAACUUUCAAAACUCUGGGUGUUGUUUGGAAUUCCUUUGACGAUUCGAUCCUGUAUUCCGUCAAAAUCAAUCCUACCGCCUCUCGAAUUACGAAGAGAACAAUCAGCUCCGAAAUUGCCAAGAUCUACGACCCUCUUGGAUUACUGGCACCAGUGAUCGUUCGCGCUAAGAUGUUGCUCCAACGACUUUGGACUUUAAAACUUGACUGGGACGAAUCUCUUCCGGCUGACGUACACACAGAAUGGAGCAAAUAUUAUUCACAGCUACCUUUGCUAAAUAACGUGAAGUUUCCACGUAAAACUAUAAUCAAGACUGCAGCGGAAAUCGAAUUACACGGAUUCUACGAUGCCAGCGAAAGGGCGUAUGGGGCAUGCGUCUACCUUCGCACCAUCGCUCCGGAUGGUCAUGUUUGGACACGACUCCUCACUGCAAGGUCAAAGGUGGCUCCACUCAAAUCACAAACCAUUCCAAGGCUGGAACUGAGUGGAGCACUUCUUCUUGCAUCAUUGGCCACUACAGUCCUUCAAGCGUUACCAAGCAACAUUUCUCAGACCGUUUACUGGACUGAUUCUACAAUCGUUCUACACUGGAUUAAUACAUCACCUCACACGCUGAAAACCUUGGUCGCCAAUCGUGUGACAGAGAUUCAACAAAAGACUCACACCUCAGAUUGGCGCCACAUUCCCACUACCGAUAACCCUGCCGAUCUCAUAUCUCGAGGCCAAUCACCCCAAGACUUCCUGCGAUCUACCAUUUGGCAACAUGGACCAGAAUGGCUCCAACAACCUGAAAAAUACUGGCCGUCGUGGAACCCAGUACCAUUAGUUGAAAUACCAGAGCAAAAGAAGGCAACAUGUCUGUCCGUGACUCCGCCUGACCACAGUCUACUGGAGAGAUAUUCUUCUUGGCCCAAGCUGAUAAGAAUUGCCGCUCGUUGCCUCAGAUGGAGGCAAAAACAGGAUCGGGGGGGACCUCUAACCACACAUGAUUUAACCGAUGCGCAUAACAAAUUGGUCAAAUUGUUACAACUCUGUUAUUUUCCAGAUGAAAUACGUACUCUCCGCACAGAUCGAAAUGCUGCAGUGAAGGGGAAGCUGCAACGACUCAAUCCAUUUCUGGACAAGGACGAGAUAUUGCGAGUCGGAGGCCGACUCAGUUAUUCACCAAUGCCCUUCACUCAAAAACACCCAAUCAUUCUACCCAAAUCCUCAGUUACAGCACUCAUAAUCGAGCAUGAACACCUCCUAAAUCUCCACUCCGGAACUCAAGCUACCUUAUAUGCCCUAAGGAGAUCUUACUGGCCUAUCGACGGCCGUAGUCAAGUUUGGAGCACGCUGAAGAAGUGCUCAAAGCAGUCCACCUCGAGCUGGUCACCGAUCUCACUAGCGAGGCCUUCAUUGCUGCUCUGCGAAGAUUCAUCGCUCGCCGAGGAUUCUGUGUAA
Messenger RNA from Bombus terrestris (buff-tailed bumblebee), 2445 nucleotides. RefSeq lists its product as uncharacterized. The transcript is spliced from 3 exons. The record is from RefSeq and is a predicted model, not a curated record. Lineage: Eukaryota; Metazoa; Arthropoda; Insecta; Hymenoptera; Apidae. The coding region runs from base 1 to 2445 and encodes 814 amino acids.